AUGUCCGGGCUCGAGAGGCAGGGAAGCCUCGACGGCAGCGGGCGCGGCGGGCGCUUAAACCUCAGCGAUGACGAGGGCGCCGCCCCCGGGGACGAGUACGAGGACCACGGGCACACCCUGAGCGCGAUGCAAGGGAAGCAGCUCCGACGCGAGCUCUCGACGCAUAACCUCGUCCCGAUAGGGUACGAGGCUGGCGACCACGGCGCGGGCUCGCCGGAGACGACGUCGCCUCUGAGCACGCCGUCGCAGACGCUCACGGGCGCGGAAGCGGGCGACCUCUCGCACUCCGUCAACGAGGCGCCGGUGGAGCUGCCGAGGCGAGACCCGCGACGGAACUCACUCCCGGAGCGUCCGCGUCUGGACUCCAUCUUCAACGUGCCGCCGACGAUCGACGAGAGCGAGAUCAGUGUUGGUGUUCCAGCGCCGGGCGGCGGCGCGGGAUCCGGACAACCGCCGUCGCAUCGGUCGGACGCGGAUAAACCGAAAACAUUCCGAGCGAUGAAGACGAGCUCGCAAAGGCAAGCGCAGACGUCGCAGAAGACGCAGCGACGCACGACGAUAUCGUCCGCGGAUACGUCCGCGGGGACGUUCACGCUCAUCGACUCCGCGCGGCACGCGAGGAAAUCGAACGAGAGCGUCGGCGCGAAACGCCGAGGGAAUCUUAAAUCCGUCGCGAGAGACUGCGAGUCCCUCCUCCUCAUCGGCGACGCGCUUCGGGCGAAAGACAUGCCCGGCCUCGCGGACCGGCUCACCACGGGCUUGAGGCGGAUUCAAGAUAACGCGCGCGAGGGGUACACGGACGAAGGCAUCGUCGCGCAGAAGCGCCAGUACCAGCGCGCGGUGAACAGGAGAGAAAUCCUCAAGAGCGCGAUGCAAGACGCGUUCGGCGGGGACACGCUCACCGGCCGCAUGGCGCGUCGCCUCAGCGCGAGCCUCGGGGCGCACCGCGAGAAACAGAAACAACAAGGCGACGCGAAGGACGUCGAGCUCGCGGUCACGAAAGAUCACGAGCCACCGGUGAAGAAGAAGCGCGAGCUGACGCUCCGGGACCACUGCGUUCGCACGCUCGUCAUCGGUUUCGCGUUUCUUCUCCUGUGCUGCAUGCCAGCGAUCAUGGAGCAGUACACCCCGGACGCGGGCAUCGCGGCGACGACCGGUUCGGUCACCGCGAGCGCGAAUCCGAUAUACAUGAAGCUCUCGCACCACGAGUACGGCACGUACGAGGUCACCGUCGGCGCGGGGUACUGUCUCAGCGCGGUGUCGUCGACGUACACGUCGAACUCGUACUACAGCGCGCACGUCGUCUUAAUGCAAGACGACACGGAGCUCAAGAGCGACAGCGUCCAGCUCGAGACGUCGACGUAUAACAAACGACGAAGGAACUUGCUCGCCGGUGGCGCGGACACCGGGCCGUACGGGAGCCACACGUACGAGACGUUUUACUGGCUCGCGGACCCUCAGAGGAGCGGGAGCGAUCUGAAGUUGAAAGUCUACACGGACUGCCCGGAACCGGUAGGCUUGUCUCUGGAAGUCGUCACCGUCGGCCCGAUCGGCGUCGCGCAAGUGUGGGUCGCGCUCGUGCUCCUCAUCGCGACGUUCGUCUUGAUCAUCCUAGAGGUUGUGCACCGGACGUUAAUCGCGUUCAUCGCGUCCGCGGCGGUGCUCUUCAUGUUGGCGCUCGAGCACCGCUUGCCUUCGAUACCGACGAUCAUGACGUGGAUGGACCACGGCACGCUCGCGCUUCUGUGGGGGAUGAUGAUCAUCGUUUCGCUGCUCGCGCGCACCGGGGUGUUCGAGUACAUCUCCGUGCAGCUCAUCAUCGCGAGUAAGAUGGACCCGUGGAGGCUGACGUGGUUGCUCAUGAUUUUCGACGCCGUUUUAUCCGCGUUCUUGGACAACGUCUCCACGAUGUUACUCCUCGGUCCGGUGAUCGUAUCGAUGUGUAAAGCGAUCAGGCAAGACCCAAGGCCGUGGCUGAUACCGAUGGCGCUGUUCGGGAACAUCGGCGGCACCGCGACCAUGAUCGGCGACCCGCCGAACCUCAUCAUCGGCAACUCCUUGAGCGACGAGAUCGGUUUCGUGGAUUUCCUGAAAGUGUUAGCCCCCGGCGUCAUCCUCACGAUGUUCCCAGCGCUGUUGUUCCUCAGAUGGUACUACGGCAGAGACGGGAUUUACUCCAAGAAGAUCGACGUCGACGUCGAAGAGCUCGUGCGGCGGUACCCCAUUCGCGACCACGUCGGCCUGGCCAGGUGCGGGAUCAUCUUGUGCUUCGUGUUGGUUUUAUUUUUCCUACACCCGGUGUUGCACUUCGAGCCUGCGUACGCGGCGCUGUUCGGCGCGAUCGCGAUCCUGGUCAUGUCCCCUAGCGAAGACUUCGAGCACGCGCUCGAGAAAGUCGAGUGGGACUCGCUCUUGUUCUUCGCCGGUCUGUUCGUCUUCACCCAGGGCAUCAGCGAGCUCGGGUUAUUAAGAGUCAUCGCGGACGCGUUGUCGGACGCGAUCGAAAAUGUGGACGAGGGCUCGCGAAACUUAGUCUCGAGCGUGUUGAUUCAGGUCGUCGCCGCGGUCGCGAGCGCGUUCGUGGAUAACAUCCCGUUCACGACGACGAUGCUUCCCGUGAUCAAACGCAUGGCGAAGAAUGUCGAGGGCGUGGAGAUCAGGGUGUUAGCGUGGGCGUUGUGUUUCGGCGCGGAUUACGGCGGCAUGGGGACGAUCAUCGGCGCGAGCGCGAACGUCGUCAUGGCCGGCAUCGCCGCGGAGGCGGGGUACCCGGUGUCGUUCUCGCAGUUCUUUAAGAUUGGGUGGCCGAUGAUGUGCAUCUCGCUGUGCGUCUCGAUCCCGUAUCUGUGCGCGAUGAUCGAGCUCGGGAACACGUGAGAAGGAGACGCGACGAAAAAGAACGCGUCUGUCGACGACAAAAAGAGUCGCGACGAAAAAGAACGCGCAUGUCGACGACCUCAAGCGGAACGAUUCACAGUAUUGAUAGACUAUGUAUCUUGCUUGCUAAAAUUCUUGCAUCUUAGUCUACGUAUGAUAUGAUUCCACGCGUCUGUC
Messenger RNA from Micromonas pusilla CCMP1545, 3054 nucleotides. It is a transcript of the gene ARSB, whose product is annotated as arsenite-antimonite efflux family. Gene Ontology annotation, cellular component: membrane. NCBI's taxonomy places the organism in Eukaryota, Viridiplantae, Chlorophyta, Mamiellophyceae, Mamiellales, Mamiellaceae. Gene Ontology annotation, biological process: transmembrane transport; arsenite transport. Gene Ontology annotation, molecular function: arsenite transmembrane transporter activity. Bases 1 to 2877 code for a protein of 958 amino acids. The transcript has a single exon. The record is from RefSeq and is a predicted model, not a curated record.